Molecule: messenger RNA, 1264 nt
Organism: Verruconis gallopava
Lineage: Eukaryota; Fungi; Ascomycota; Dothideomycetes; Venturiales; Sympoventuriaceae
Exons: 2
Coding region: 87-785 (232 amino acids)
Biological process (GO): box C/D snoRNP assembly
Source: RefSeq, a predicted model, not a curated record
UCUUGCGGUAAUCCGUUUCCCUCUUCCUCGCUGUGCGCUCGACCUUGCACGUCCGACCUGUCGACUCUUCAUCCCCGGUGGAAGCAAUGGUGUCUAGGAAGCGCAAUCACGAAGAGGUGGACGAAGGGUCGACAGAGUGGCCUCGCGACGAGCGCCAUGGAAAGCAGCAGAAGACAGAUCGUGCGGCGCAGGCGGCCAUCGAAUCGAACAGCGACUCGUCCUACGUCUCCGCCGCAGCAGCGGUGUUUAGCGAAAGUGAAGGAGGCUCUGCUGGCUCGUUGUCCUCGCUUGAAGAGUCGGACUCAGAUCUGUCGACGUCGUCUGAAGAGCCGUCAUCCGAGUCCGACAGCGACGAAGACAGCGACGAAGACAGCGACGAACAAGACGAAGACGAGAAUGAUGCAGAAGACGUUCGGGAUGAUGGAGAGGAGAUAACAAACGUGCGCCCGGGAGGCAAGCCACGCAUCACAAAGGAGAGCACGGAUAGCAGUUUGCUGCGUCGCCUGAAGAAUUUUCUACCCGAGAUGCGGGCCGCGAAUGAAGAGCUGGAGAGGGAGCGUGCAGCUGGGACUCUGGACAAGCGGAACAUGGAGGCCUGUGACGACGAAGAAGGGCCGCAUAUUGAGAUGAAUCUCGGUCUUGGCGUGCUGGAAGAGAAGCCGCAUGGUGAAGAUGUGCAUGAUGAAGACACCAGUGCGGGCGAAGAGGAUGUGUUGCGCAGGCUGAUGGGCGAAAAGCAGCGACCAGCUCGGGAGACGAUGAUACAGGAAGUUGGUGAGAGCUGAGGUUCGGUGCCCACAUUGCACGACGCAUCCAGACCAGUAUCACAAAUGCGUAGUCUGUGACUUGGCCAAGCGGGCUUGACAGAAUACACGGGCGACAAGAGGGGCCACUGGCUUAUUGAGCGCCAGCGAGGUCGACAUGUUGGAUUAUCAAGGGGGGAACAGCUCGUAGGCGUCUCCCAACCCGAGCAAAACCCACGCAGGGUACAUCCGCUUAUCAAAGUAGACCUUGAUCGGGGAGAGUUUGUCUGAUCAAGGCCUCCCCCGCAUGCCAUGGCUAAGCAAGCCAAGGCAAGUUCUGUUCUGCUGUCUACCGCUAGGCAUUUUCAGCCCCAGCUGGAAAACCAUCUGGCUGGCAGCGGCCUUUCUUCUCUGUAAAUACGAGCUGCAGAUGAGAUAACCAGCGUUGACUCGCGUCCAAGCUGCCGAAAUUUUUGAGACUAGAGACAAGUCGAAAAUGCACGUUCCAGUGAAGACUGACG